Messenger RNA from Dalotia coriaria, 1576 nucleotides. RefSeq names its product succinate--CoA ligase [GDP-forming] subunit beta, mitochondrial-like. Gene Ontology annotation, biological process: succinyl-CoA metabolic process; tricarboxylic acid cycle. Gene Ontology annotation, molecular function: succinate-CoA ligase (ADP-forming) activity; ATP binding. Gene Ontology annotation, cellular component: succinate-CoA ligase complex; mitochondrion. The record is from RefSeq and is a predicted model, not a curated record. The transcript has a single exon. Bases 286 to 1569 code for a protein of 427 amino acids. Lineage: Eukaryota; Metazoa; Arthropoda; Insecta; Coleoptera; Staphylinidae.
AUACAACGUCGAAAACAAUUUAAUCAGCUUUAAUUAAUUACGAAUUAACCAAUUGAAGAGUCAAGGCACAAGCAGCAUCUCAAAGCAUGUAGAAAUUUUCCAAUCAGAGAAUAGGCAACUGUUAUUACGGAAAACAUCACUGACAUUUAUUCAUUUUGGCAGGGAAUCAAUCAAAAUCAAUUUGAAAUGAAUAGUCAUCCUGCACUUUUGUGCCUUGUAACCUUCUACUUCAAAUUUACAAAAAGAUAUAAAUGAAAACCAAAGUUAAAAUAUAAUCCAAACAAGAUGUCACUAUUAAAAGUAGUCGGAAAAAUACCACAGAAAACUAAUAUACUACUUUUGCUCAACAGACAUCUCAACCUAUUCGAAUACCAAUGCAAAACGCUCCUCGCUGAAAACGACUGCACCGUUGAACCCUUCUGCGUACUUGAACGUGGAAAAUAUGGCGGCAUUCAAAAGAUCGCCGCCCCCGCGUAUGUUGUCAAAGCGCAAAUCCUGCCAGGUGACAGAGGCCGAGGAAUAUUCACAAGCGGAUUUCGUGGUGGCAUUCAUAUCACAAAAAGUCGCCGGGAAGCAGUGGAAAUCGCGCAGAGAAUGCUUGGACAGACCUUGGUAACAAACCAGACAAGCGACAGAGGCGUCCCCGUCGACAAAGUAAUCGUGGCAGAAUGUUUACGAGCAAUAAAGCAAAAAUACAUUUGUUUUGCGCUUGAUCCGAUCCAUGGACCGUCGAUUUACGUCUCAGACGAAAGCAAUUUUUCCUUCGACGCUAAAGACGGCCUCUCAAAAAGUACCAAAGGUAAAAUGGCUGUGUACAGAGUAAGAUUAUCUAACCAACUACCCGAAGCUAUCAUGGACGCAUUGAUUACAAAGUUAAAUUUCGGUCAAGAUUUUACUUCUAAAGUGCAGAAAGAAAUAAUGAGUUUAUGGAAAGUCUUUCGAAAAUAUCACAUUCUCUACUUGGCUGUCAAUCCUUUAUCCCUAAGUACUCAUGGAGAUAUAGUUUGUCUUGAUGCGAAAAUAACAAUUGAUAAUGCAGCGUUAAAGCUGCCACACAUUGCAGCUUUACUGGCAGAUAUGAAAGACAAUCGCAGUUUAGAAGACAACCUCCAAGAUAAAAUAAACUACAUCCAUCUAGGUGGAAAUAUUGGUUGCAUAGUUAACGGCGCCGGAUUGGCAAUGGGAACAAACGAUUUACUCAACCAAUAUGGCGGCAAGCCAGCCAAUUUUUCCAACUUAAAUCUAACCAUAAACAGCAUUCAACCCAACGAAAAAGAUAACAUCCACAUCGCAAUUGAAGCAUUAACUAGAAACCCACGGAUCACUUCAAUCCUCGUAAAUAUAAACUGGCAUAACGACUGCACACAGAUUGCAACGUCAUUGCUGGAGACGAAGUUAAAGUUGCCUAUAGUGAUGCGGCUCAAGGGAAUCAACGACGAAGCUGCGUGGAAACAACUCGAGACUUCAACGAUGAAAAUCUAUCGUGUAAACGCCACAGAAGAAGCAGUACGGAAAGUAAUCGCUUUGUCUGAUGUCAGCUUACAAUUACUUCAUAAUAAAGUGAACUAAACUGAAA